CCGAAAUUACUUAUACAAAUUCUAUAGGUGAACGUACCGGAAUUCGCUCAAAUAAAAGAACGCCUCGUCGGGUUCUGCGACCUCAGAGCCAGAGGUCCACGUACAGGCGAAAUUACGCGUUUCGUGCCUCAAAACAACGAAUUAACACUCGACAUAAUACGCGCCAAUUGGGCGAAUUACGCGGAUGUUGCGAAAUGGCGCUGGGAUACAUAUUCGUUAUGUAACGGAACGAGUGGGGCUUUUAUUAUAAAUUAUUAGUAGAUCGAUGACAAAAUCAAAAAUACAGUCAACGUUUCGGCUAACCAUGAGUAAACAAGUUUUCGCUGUUUUGCUAAUAGUUUCCUCAGCAAAAAUGGAAUUGCCGUUGCUCAAAAAAGUUCAAAAACCACCGAAUUGCGCACUGUACACAGCUCAGCUGUCAAGCCUGCUUAAUUUAAUGUGCAAUAACGUGGCACUAAACGCCGAAGAUGAUGUUGUCAGAGACGCCUGUAUUGGUUGUUUCCAACAAGCAUCGACUGCCAAUAAUAAUCAACCGUCAUUAACAGAUCUGCGUGAUUGUGCAGAAAAUUAUUUGAGCGACACGAGAUACGAGGAAUGUUCCGCUCAAAUAGACACGAAUCCAGGAAGUGGACCAUGCGUUACAGGUUACUGCAGGUUCGUAAGUUGUAUCAGAAGAAUAAACUCGGACUUAUUGAUAGCCCAGUGCUACGAACAGGCUUCUGCUGAUAACGAUGCAAUUUUCGAAGAGGACCAAAUCACCUUAGUAAAAAACGUGACGUCUUGUAUUCUAGCCAGAGCAAGGUGUGCGUCCAUCAAUCCGAUAACUGGUGAACGACAGACGAGUAGUUUAACCACAACCACGUACGACAAAUGGGGAAAACCAAAAACCACUACUGUGUCUUUGUAUAAUUCCCUCCAAAUCACUCCAGAGGGAAAUCUGCGUAUUAUUCGCCUUCCUGGAACAACAAACAUCCAAAAUUAUUUCUGUACAGCUCAGCCGAAUUUACGAGAAUCAUCCUGGUUGGAAUAUUCCUGUUAACAAAGAAAAACAACCUGUUUUCGAUAUUACGAUAAUUAUAAAUAAAUUACACAAA
This is a messenger RNA of Zophobas morio, 1094 nucleotides long. RefSeq lists its product as uncharacterized. The coding region runs from base 266 to 1039 and encodes 257 amino acids. NCBI's taxonomy places the organism in Eukaryota, Metazoa, Arthropoda, Insecta, Coleoptera, Tenebrionidae. The transcript has 5 exons. The record is from RefSeq and is a predicted model, not a curated record.